Messenger RNA from Entrophospora candida, 333 nucleotides. The record is from the annotation of a GenBank genome assembly. NCBI's taxonomy places the organism in Eukaryota, Fungi, Glomeromycota, Glomeromycetes, Entrophosporales, Entrophosporaceae.
UAUGGUGGAAGAAGUACAUUUUGGAAUACAAUAAAGGUUUAUGGAUUACAAGUGUAUUGUAUUGUAAACGGCAAUUCCAUUUCAUGGUUUAUAUAUUUUCGUGAAAUUAUAUGUACAAAAAUACCAAAUAAUAGCAUUGAGGUUGGUAUGAUGUCAUGUUGUGUACCCAUAAUGUUAAAAUUCAAGGAAUUAAUAAUGGAAAGUAUGAUUCACUUGAAAGAAUACAUUACAAGUGUUUGUACUGCAACUCCAACUGAAGAUGAGAACAUGCUAUUGUUCAUAACAAGAAUUAUCCCAAGAGAAAAAUCCACCAAGAAAAAAAAAAUUAAAUAA